AUGGAGGGCCUGGCUGGCUAUGUAUACAAGGCGGCCAGCGAGGGCAAGGUGCUGACUCUGGCCGCCUUGCUUCUCAACCGGUCUGAAAGCGACAUCCGCUAUUUGCUUGGCUAUGUCAGCCAGCAGGGAGGGCAGCGCUCCACGCCGCUCAUCAUCGCAGCUCGCAAUGGGCACGCUAAGGUGGUGCGCUUGCUGUUAGAACAUUACCGGGUGCAGACUCAGCAGACUGGCACCGUCCGCUUCGAUGGGUAUGUCAUUGAUGGUGCCACUGCUCUUUGGUGUGCCGCAGGAGCAGGACAUUUUGAAGUUGUUAAACUUCUAGUCAGUCAUGGAGCCAACGUGAACCACACCACAGUAACUAACUCAACCCCGCUGCGGGCAGCAUGCUUUGAUGGCAGAUUGGACAUUGUGAAAUACUUGGUCGAAAAUAAUGCCAACAUCAGCAUUGCCAACAAGUAUGACAACACUUGCCUAAUGAUUGCAGCCUAUAAGGGACACACUGAUGUGGUCAGAUAUCUUUUAGAACAACGUGCUGAUCCGAAUGCUAAAGCACAUUGUGGAGCCACAGCAUUGCAUUUUGCAGCUGAAGCUGGGCACAUAGAUAUUGUGAAGGAGCUGAUAAAAUGGCGUGCUGCUAUAGUAGUGAAUGGCCAUGGGAUGACACCAUUAAAAGUAGCUGCUGAAAGCUGUAAAGCUGAUGUUGUUGAACUAUUGCUCUCUCAUGCUGAUUGUGACCGGAGAAGUCGGAUUGAAGCUUUGGAGCUCUUGGGUGCCUCCUUUGCAAAUGAUCGUGAGAACUACGACAUCAUGAAGACAUAUCACUAUUUAUAUUUAGCUAUGUUGGAGAGGUUUCAAGAUGGUGAUAACAUUCUUGAGAAAGAGGUUCUCCCACCAAUCCAUGCUUAUGGGAAUAGAACUGAAUGUAGAAAUCCUCAGGAACUGGAAUCCAUUCGGCAAGACAGAGAUGCUCUUCAUAUGGAAGGCCUUAUAGUUCGGGAACGGAUUUUAGGUGCUGACAACAUUGAUGUUUCCCAUCCCAUCAUUUACAGGGGAGCUGUUUAUGCAGAUAACAUGGAAUUUGAACAGUGUAUUAAGUUGUGGCUUCAUGCCCUGCACCUCAGACAGAAAGGUAACAGAAAUACCCAUAAGGAUCUUCUUCGAUUUGCCCAAGUUUUUUCACAGAUGAUACAUUUAAAUGAAACUGUGAAGGCCCCAGACAUAGAAUGUGUUUUGAGAUGCAGUGUUUUGGAAAUAGAACAGAGUAUGAACAGAGUAAAAAAUAUUCCAGAUGCUGAUGUCCACAGUGCUAUGGACAAUUAUGAAUGUAACCUCUAUACCUUUCUGUAUUUAGUGUGCAUCUCCACUAAAACACAGUGCAGUGAAGAAGAUCAGUGCAAAAUUAACAAGCAGAUCUACAACCUGAUUCACCUUGACCCCAGAACUCGUGAAGGUUUCACCCUGCUGCAUCUAGCUGUCAACUCAAAUACCCCAGUUGAUGAUUUCCACACCAAUGACGUCUGCAGCUUCCCAAACGCGCUCGUCACAAAGCUCCUGCUGGACUGCGGUGCUGAGGUGAACGCUGUGGACAAUGAGGGGAACAGUGCCCUCCACAUUAUUGUUCAGUACAACAGGCCCAUCAGUGAUUUUUUGACCUUGCACUCUAUCAUCAUUAGUCUAGUUGAAGCCGGCGCUCACACUGACAUGACAAAUAAACAGAAUAAAACUCCACUAGACAAAAGUACAACUGGGGUAUCAGAAAUACUACUUAAAACUCAAAUGAAGAUGAGUCUCAAGUGCCUGGCUGCCCGGGCAGUUCGGGCUAAUGACAUUAACUACCAAGACCAGAUCCCCAGAACUCUUGAAGAGUUUGUUGGAUUUCAUUAA
This is a messenger RNA of Rangifer tarandus platyrhynchus (Svalbard reindeer), 1884 nucleotides long. NCBI's taxonomy places the organism in Eukaryota, Metazoa, Chordata, Mammalia, Artiodactyla, Cervidae. The record is from the annotation of a GenBank genome assembly.